Messenger RNA from Micromonas commoda, 429 nucleotides. RefSeq lists its product with no specific name. Lineage: Eukaryota; Viridiplantae; Chlorophyta; Mamiellophyceae; Mamiellales; Mamiellaceae. The transcript has a single exon. The record is from RefSeq and is a predicted model, not a curated record. The coding region runs from base 1 to 429 and encodes 142 amino acids.
AUGUUCGCCAUCUCCACCCAGACUCUCACCGCGCGCCCCGUGGCGCUUCGCGCGCGCUCCGCCGCGUCCCGAUCCCCUCGCGCCUUCCGCAUCGCGACCGCGGCCGCCAAGAAGGACGCGCCGAAGGAGGAGCCGAAGGAGGAGGCCGGCAUCGACUUCAAGGGCCUCAAGCAGCUCAUCUCCAUGGGCCUCGGGACAAUCUCCGGGGACAUCACCGAGAUCAACCUGAAGGACCCGACGCGCACGGUGGUGAUGGAGCUGGAGGCGAACAACUUCGAGGACAAGGACGGCAACCCGCUGUGGAAGCCCGACGAUAAGGGAUACGUGGCGGAGAGCGGCGAGGCGACGCCCGUGAUGAACUACGUCGUGCCGGUGGUGCUCGGCAUCGGCGCCAUCGGAGGUGUCGUGGCGACCCUCAACGCGCUGUAA